AUGGUUGGUAAAGUAGAACUCAUACCAAUUGCAGAAGGCAAUCGUAUUACAGUAAAAGAGAAUGAAAAAGUUAUUGUUGGACGUGGUUCAUCAUUAGGCUGUAAUGAAAAAAAAAUUUCUCGUCAUCAUGCAGAAUUAUUACUUAAAGAUGAUAAUACUCUUUGGAUUAAACCAACUCAUGCAAAUCCUGUUUUCUAUCGUCCAUUAAAUGGUAAAACAAUUCAAUUAACAAAAGAUGUUGAACGAGAAUUAAACGAUGGUGAUCAAAUUGGUUUACUUCCAUCAAGUUUUUUCUUUCGUGUAAGUUUUUCUACUGAUGAAAACAAUAAUAAUGACAAAAAUGAUGAUUCCGAUUCGGAUUCAUUAUAUGCAUGGAAAAAAGAUGAUAAUUUAUCUCCUGUACGUGCAACUUCACCUGAUCAAUGGUCACCUACACAUGGUUAUCGUCGUUCAAUUAGUAAUCAAGAUACAUCUGUUUUUGAUUUUGAUGAAGAUGCUAAUGAUGAACCGGCACGAACACCAAGUAAACGUACAUCAUUUGAAAAGAAAAUUUCGUUAGAUGUUGAACCAAAACCACGUAUUUCAAUGUCGGUACCUACAGUUAAUCUAACUCGAAUUUCUGUUCCUCCACCAUCUGUAGACAAUGAAGAUGAAAUUGAACCAAUUAAUACGAAUCAUACAUCACGAAAAUUACCUAAAUGGAUGGCAGCACCAACUCCAUCACCAAUAACUAAGCAGACAACUGCUACACCUAAGUCUUCUUAUUCACGAAAUUCAUCAAAUACUACUCCAACUAGUGCUAAACGACAUUUAAGUUUUGAAGGUGAUAGUAAUAGUGAUGUUAAUGAAUCAUCAAAUAUGUCAGAUGUUCGAUCACCAGCAACACCUAUUGAAACAAAGUCUCCAGGAAAAGUAUUAAGUAAAGUACCUUCAACAAGAAGUUUUGAUAGUGAUAGUGCAGAUGGUUUUGAUUUCGUGGCAUCAAAAACAACAACAACGACGACAACACCAUCACCAUCAGUACCAAAAAGAAUUAAACCAGGUAGUAAACGUCGUCCAGUUUGUCAAUUUGGUGCAUCGUGUUAUAGAAAAAAUCCUAUUCAUCGUGCUGAACAAUCACAUCCAGGUGAUAGUGAUUACGAAGAUUCAAAACAAUCAUAUGAUAAUGAUAAUAAUGAUGAUAAUGAUGCUGAUAAACCUUUAUGUCCAUUUGGUAAAUCAUGUUAUCGACAAAAUCCUCAACAUAAACGUGAUUUCAAACAUUAG
Molecule: messenger RNA, 1266 nt
Organism: Rotaria sp. Silwood1
Lineage: Eukaryota; Metazoa; Rotifera; Eurotatoria; Philodinida; Philodinidae
Source: the annotation of a GenBank genome assembly